Molecule: messenger RNA, 960 nt
Organism: Phycomyces blakesleeanus NRRL 1555(-)
Lineage: Eukaryota; Fungi; Mucoromycota; Mucoromycetes; Mucorales; Phycomycetaceae
Exons: 7
Coding region: 1-960 (319 amino acids)
Cellular component (GO): Golgi apparatus
Source: RefSeq, a predicted model, not a curated record
AUGUUUUCCUUUAGAAAGAGACUGUCUGAAAGAAUAGAUCAGAACAAAUGGACUAAACGGUUCCUUUUGCUCGUCGGAAUACAACUUCUCUUCACUAUACCAAACCUUAUUGCUACUGCAGUCAUGUACAAUCCAUAUAAUUAUGAAUAUUUGAAUACACCUGAAGGUGGUGAUGAUAAGUGGUACGACACAAUAGCGAAACGAGCUCGAAUUCAAUACGAAAGCAUCUGGUUUAUAAUUUUUGAAAUCUGGAGAUUCUGGCUUGCUGUUGAUGGGGUUCUUCAUGGUAAUUCUAUGACAAUAUCAGUUACUUUUUUCUCUACGGCAUUUGCAAUAGUAUUGGGCGCCAUGCAAAUUGUUGAAUGUACGAAAGUAAUUGAGUACACUCGUUUGAGUGUAGUCCCUCAGAUUAUCAUGACAUCAUUACUAUGUGCUGUUGCCGUACCUACACUUUAUGCGACCUACAAGAUGUACCGUCACAGUGAUUGGAUCAAGUUUCACAAAUUAGGACCUGAUGUCAGUUUACACGUUAUGUAUCACUGGGUACAAUGCUUUGUACUUGUUAUUAAAGGAGACAUGUUCUUCCAAGCAAUGGCUCUAUGUCUAUAUUUCGCCGUACUAGCAUUCAGUUAUGAGCGGUGGUAUCCAUUUAUCAUCGUUCUUGCUCCAAUUGUUACUAUAGCAUUUCUUUAUCUCGGAAGAAGAGGAACCACAAUAUUCUUGACUAUCAAAUGUCAAACACAGUUUGGAAAGGGCCUUCGCGAUUAUGUACAAAUGAGAGGCACCAAGAAUAAAUCAUUCAACAGUAAACAAGAUACCGAAACUAGACUUGAUACCGAAUACAUUCUCAGUGGGUGGAACGAUGUCGAAAAUAAUCAAGAACACAAUAAUACAGUGAUAUCCAAUAAUGUAAACAAUAACAAUAUCUUUGAAAGCUUACGGACUGGAAACACGAGAUAA